Molecule: messenger RNA, 170 nt
Organism: Racocetra persica
Lineage: Eukaryota; Fungi; Glomeromycota; Glomeromycetes; Diversisporales; Gigasporaceae
Source: the annotation of a GenBank genome assembly
GGAAAAAAGACUAUUGGCUAUGGUCAUAAUUGUAAUGCUGAUCUCCAGAAAUAUAAACAAAUCUGUGCCUCUAUCUCUUGUGAACAGGGCGAGGUCAUUCUAAAGAAAGAUUUAGUUGAAAAAGAAGCUUGUAUUACUGAACUCCCAAAAAUAAAUAUUAAUUCUGAUCA